Messenger RNA from Bactrocera tryoni, 1706 nucleotides. RefSeq lists its product as uncharacterized. The transcript has 2 exons. Lineage: Eukaryota; Metazoa; Arthropoda; Insecta; Diptera; Tephritidae. The record is from RefSeq and is a predicted model, not a curated record. Bases 788 to 1555 code for a protein of 255 amino acids. Gene Ontology annotation, molecular function: serine-type endopeptidase inhibitor activity.
GCGUAUACACGCAUGCGCGGACAAAGUAUGAAAAACAUUUACAAAACCAACCUAUAAAAGACACCUACGUGCAAAAAAGCGCUUGCAAAUAGAAACGUACAUACUUAUGUAAAUACGUGCAGCCGACAGCCUACAGGCAACUUGUGUGCACCUGAGACAAUAUUUAAAAAUAAUCCAAAUAAAAAUCAGCACAUUGGCACGCGAUUUUGGGUGCGAGACUUCAGCUGUCAUGCUUGAAUUUCUAUUAAACACCGCUAAGUGAUUGUGGCUAAUGAAUAAAUGAAAAAUUUGAACGUUUAAAGGCGAAAAAAGAGAAAAACACCGAAAAUAUUCGAAAAACGUAUACAAUUUCAUAGACGAACGUUUGUGAAUUUUCCACUUGAGCGCCUCACACAGCCAGCCAUACACACAUAUACAUAUGUGCAUACAUACGCGCGCGCAUUCGCCAGCCAAACAAGACAACGCGCCGCUGCAACUUGUGCCACAGUGAUCAAUCAGCAGCAGCCGCAACAGCAGUCGUCGUCGAUAAGCGGCAAUCGCAAACGCGUCCAGUGAAAACUCAGUUGCGCAUUUUCCACAUAAAUUUUUUACCGUUGUUUUAGCAAGUUUUGCUUUUUAAUUGCCAGCGCUUUGUUGGGCGCGCAAACGUGUGAGUAAGCGUGAGAAAGCGCGUAGUGUUUUAGUUUCCAACGGCAGCCAGUCGCUAGUCACUGACAUAGAUUCGGUGUUGCCGGUAAAGCAAACAUUCACAAGAUCAUUGUCGAACGCAACAAAUAAUAGUUAGUGUAUGAAUUUAGCUAAACGCACACGAGCAGUAGAAAGUGAAAGGAAGAUGCACCUAUUCGUGUCCUGUCUAGUGUUGAUCAGUGUGGUGUUGCAUUGUGGGCUGGCGGCAAGUGCUUCCACUGUGGGGCUCUAUGCACCAGAUCGCUAUGAUGGCAUACCGGAAACAUGUCUCUUGCCCAUGGACUUUGGCUACUGUCGGGCCAAAGUGAAGCGCUACUAUUUCGAUAUGCGUCGCAUGAAGUGCGCCAUGUUCUACUUUGGCGGCUGUGCGGGCAACGUCAACAACUUCAAAUCGUUGGAGGAAUGCAAUCGCGUAUGCCUGGACGGUUAUGGUGAUUAUGACAGCCCGAAUGAUGUGGUAGCCGUCAACAAGGCAAGCGGACGUGAUUACCGCGGUCGCGGCACUGUGAACAGCAACAGCAACAGCAACAGCAAUAACAAAAACAACAAUUCUGGCAGUAGCAUUAGCAGCAGCAGUCGUGGCGUCAUCAGCAAUGUCGGUGGCAUUAAGAACAACACGUCCGCAACCAGUUAUGGUGGCAGUGUUGGCGCUCUUGAUGCCAGCUAUAAGAACAGCUACAACAAGUACAACAGCAACACAUACAACACCAACACCAACAUCGGCAGCAAUGUUAAUGGCAAUAACAGUGGCAUUAGCAGCAGCAGCGGCAGCGGCAGCGCCGCCGGCAGCGUUGUGAACAAUAACACAAAAAUCAUACGCAACCGAAGUGAUGACAAUCUCGAUGAAUAUGAUUACGAGGAGAAUUAAGUGUAUUACCAUAUUCGUUUGUGUUCAUAAUGGAAAUGAAAUACAAAGUAUGUAACUUCCUUCAUGCGCUACUGCCAAAUACUCGUAACCUACCUAUAACUAUUACUAUUACUAUUUUUUCUUUGUAUACAAAUUAUGUUAUUUAUGUUAU